AUGAAAAACUGGUCCAGAAAAAAUAGAUUUCGAAACCCCCCCUCAACCGGCGUAGUACCAAAAAGUAGCGAUUGUUUGCCUACAUCGGCUGGAGUUUUUCGCUUCGAAUUUACGCCCAAUGGAGACGAUUUGAUCGCCGCGUUAACUGAUGGAACACUUGCUCAAUUUUCGGUCAAUCAACGACAACAAACAUCAAGUGUAAAAGCAUCAGAUUCAAUGCUUCUCGACGUUUCAAUUACUAACUCAUCAUUUCUCACUUCGGAUAACAAUGGUCACGUGAUGCUGUUGGACCGAGCGAGUAGCUCUUUAAUUCAAACACGUGAUGUUCAUCAUUUACCAUACACAAAUGAAGGAUGUGAGGUGUGGACGUGCUCUUUCUUGAAUGACACAAUGUACGCAUCAGGCGGUGAAGAUGCCUUUUUAAAGAUUUGGGAUUAUCGUUCUGACAGCAAAGUUGCCGAGUUGAAGCAUUUCGAAAGUGGUGUCACGUUUGUAGCUCCGAGUAAAUCAGAUACUGACAAAAUUUACACUGGCUCCUACGAUGAACAUUGUCGAAUAUUCGAUACACGAAACUUUUCUCAAGUUUACAAAGAAAUCAAGCUUCCCGGUGGUGUCUGGAAUAUCGAACAAGGAGAAAACGAUUUGCUAGCCGCUUGUAUGUACGGAGGAUGGACUUCGAUGACAAACGAGCUAGAAAUCACUUCUCAAGACGUCGAUUCUGGUAAACAACUUUUAUAUGGUGCAACAAUGAAUAAGAAGUAUAUCGCUUAUGUGACAUUCAACGAUUAUCGCGUUACUGCAAGACAGCAAGGAGUCACUGCAGUUGGCAAGCAAAUGAAA
Molecule: messenger RNA, 840 nt
Organism: Mesorhabditis belari
Lineage: Eukaryota; Metazoa; Nematoda; Chromadorea; Rhabditida; Rhabditidae
Source: the annotation of a GenBank genome assembly